Molecule: messenger RNA, 1112 nt
Organism: Elgaria multicarinata webbii
Lineage: Eukaryota; Metazoa; Chordata; Lepidosauria; Squamata; Anguidae
Product: killer cell lectin-like receptor subfamily F member 1
Exons: 7
Coding region: 299-1024 (241 amino acids)
Biological process (GO): regulation of natural killer cell mediated cytotoxicity
Cellular component (GO): plasma membrane; cell surface
Molecular function (GO): signaling receptor activity
Source: RefSeq, a predicted model, not a curated record
CCUGCCGUAUUCCAUAUGCUGAGAGCAAACGACAGAGGAGAGUUUCAAGCUUCCCAGAAGCAUUGCUGGAAACAGAAUACUGGGAAUUUCCCUGUUACUAAAUGGGAGGUGUCGGGGAGCCAUUUGCACCUGCGUAGUUGUCCUUUCUGAGAGCCGUCUCGCUCCUCACCCUGCCUCUGCUGCCUGGGCGCAAUGCUGCGGCCAGGGGUCUUUGUGCCCGGCUCACACCGAUAGCCAAGGACGUGCCAGUGCCAAAGACGCCGGCGAGCGAGCGAGCGAGAGCUUGUCUCCAACUUCCAUGCAGACUUUGUGGCUCCAGACCAGCGAUCUAGACUCCAAGUACUCCUUACACACGUCAUUCAGUUUCAUAAAAAAGCUGUCACUUUUCACAGAUGUUCCCCACCCUCUCCGUUGGCACCAGAUCACUCUGUGGAUAGCAUGCUUUGUGAUUGUCAUCCUGGUGAGUGCUGUCAUAGCCUUAGUUUUGCAGUUGGAGGCUGAGAAAGGAAAAGCAGAGGCCGCCAUUGCCAGAUAUACCAGCACAUGCCCUGUGAAAUGUGAUGUUUCUCCAGGCAAUUUCCAAUCUCUUCUUAGAAGCAAAGUCUGCAACCAAAGCCAGGGUGGCUCUUCAGUGAAUUCCACUUGCAAACUCUGCCCUGCACACUGGCACCUCCACGGGGACAAGUGCUACUGGCCAUCAACAGACGUUAAAUCUUGGAACGAGAGUCGAGAUGUUUGCUCAGCAAGGGGUUCUCACCUGGUGGUGAUCCAAGACAAGGAAGAGAUGGAGUAUUUAAAGCAGAUUACCCAAGAUAUACAUACAUACUGGGCUGGACUCUUCAUGUCAUUUCCGGAGAAGAAAUGGGUAUGGAUGACAGGCUCCCGGUUGGACAAGAAUCUGUUCAAGGAACCAAAUCACUCUGAGGAAGAAUACUGUGGAGCAAUAAAGAAUAGCAAAAUCACAUCUGAUACGUGCAAUGCGGAAUUUAGAUGGGUUUGCCAGAAAGCCCCCCUCUUGAUAUGAUGUUUUAAAUGGGUGCAUAAUCUCAUUGUGGUAUGUAAGUUUGUUAUCUGCUAGGAAUAAAAUAAAAAACAACAACUCAUGAUUACAA